AUGGACGACCAUGGAGAUUUCGACAGCGUUUCAUGGCAAAGAGAAGAUCCCCAGCAAGCUGAAUCGUCCGCACCUUUUUCUCACCAGUCCAACCUACCAAGUAGGCCUGCUGGCACGCGGCGAAGUGACAGCAUAUCCAGUGAACCACAGGCCGGAGAGCAAGCAGAUGGUGUCGAUCUCGCUGGAAUUGGCCGUGAUGGCAGUCUUGAAGUCACAGUUGAUUCCCCUUUGAAAGAGAAUGACGGAACCAAGGACGCCUAUGUCUCUUAUCUUGUUACCACACAUACAGACUUCAAAUCAUUUCAGAAAUCGGACUUUUCGGUUCGACGUCGUUUCACGGAUUUUGUCUUUCUCAGACAAACGUUACACAAAGACUAUCAAGCUUGCGCCAUUCCUCCAUUGCCUGAGAAGAAUAACAUGGCCUAUGUGAGAGGAGAUCGCUUCAGUAAUGAAUUCACACAGCGCCGUGCCUGGUCUCUCCACCGCUUCAUCAAAAGAUGCUCAUUGCAUCCCGUCCUGCGCAGAGCCCCAAUCCUGAUUUUGUUCCUCGAGACAGCCGAUUGGAAUGCACAGAUGCGAUUGAGGCCGUCUCGGAGCAACACCGUAGGAGAGACUGCUGCCAAUCCAGCUGCACCCAGUGGUUUCUUUGAUAAUGUCGCAGACACCAUGCUGAAUGCAUUUUCCAAAGUUCACAAGCCUGAUAAGAGAUUCAUCGAAGUUACUGAGAGAGCAAAUAAACUUGACGAAGAUCUUUCUCAUGUGGAAAAGAUCAUCGCGCGAGUUGCAAGACGCGAAGGUGAUCUAGAAACCGAUUAUGCCGAUCUUGCCAACAACAUGAGAAAGCUCACACCCCUGGAACCCGCGAUUGAAGCACAAUUACAAACCUUUGCUGGCUGUGUUGAAGAGUCUUCUCGCGGCUGGAAGGGACUGAAAGACCACACAGACCAGAACUAUCUUGGCAGCUUACGAGACAUGGAGGCCUAUAUUGGCUCAGUCAAAUCAUUAUUGAAGACGAGGGAGCAGAAACAACUCGAUUUUGAAGGUCUCACGGAGUAUCUCUCUAAGGCAACUGCUGAACGAGAUAUGUUGGCAUCAAGUAACCCAUAUUCACAUGGAUCGGCUUUGAAUCCGGCCAAUUUUAUCCGGAACAAGGUUGAAGAUAUCAGAGGAGUUGAUCAUGAAACAGCACGAAGAGAACGAGCACGAAAACUUGAGCUCAAGAUUGCCGAGCUGAAUCGUGAAGUCGACAGUGCCAAAGGCACCAGUGAGAUGUUUGAUGAGCAGGUUGUACGUGAGGUAUCUGAUUUCGAGAGAAUCAAAGGUAUUGAAUUCCGAGACAGUCUGGGAGCGCUUGCCUCACAACAUAUGGAAUUUUAUCAGUCCGUGAUUUCUACAUGGGAACGGUUCCUUGUCGAUAUGGACGCCGAUAAUCAGGUGCAUAAGGAUAAAGGCCGGGCGUCAACCUGA
Messenger RNA from Exophiala bonariae, 1467 nucleotides. RefSeq names its product intercellular trafficking and secretion (gene SNX4). The record is from RefSeq and is a predicted model, not a curated record. NCBI's taxonomy places the organism in Eukaryota, Fungi, Ascomycota, Eurotiomycetes, Chaetothyriales, Herpotrichiellaceae. Gene Ontology annotation, molecular function: phosphatidylinositol binding. The transcript is spliced from 2 exons. Bases 1 to 1467 code for a protein of 488 amino acids. Gene Ontology annotation, cellular component: phagophore assembly site; early endosome. Gene Ontology annotation, biological process: endocytic recycling; protein transport; autophagy of mitochondrion.